CUGAAAACCUUGUAAUUGUUUUAUAAAAAUGCUAGCUGUUUCUUUGUCGGAAACAUACUACCGGUACUAGCACUACUCUUGCUAGUCACUGACAUAGGGACCCUAUUAGAUAAUCUUCUUUAUUUGUCGGAUUCGAAAAUUCAUACCGGUAUCUGUUGUUGUUGUUGUAGAAGUUUCACUGGUUGUUUAUCUGCAACAGGAUUUGAUCGAGAGACCGACCGCGCCUUUUUAGUUGUGUUGUGUUUGGGGAACCCUAGGACAAGUCAGCCGCCGGAGGGACGUCGUAGCUUGAUGAUCAGGUCAUGGCGGACGUUAGCGUCAGCCCAGCGUCGCUGCCUGACUUCAUAAAGUCAACAGAAAGCGGUAGGCGAUGUCUGGCUCGAGUCCAUGGACUGUGCCUGGAGUCGAUGCAAGCAGCCACAACGGGAAAGGAGGCAGAUAAUACACACCGGAGAAGUGAAAUUCACAAACUGGUCAACGAACUCUGCCAGCCGUAUUGCAAGGCCGUACUGCUGGUGUCACUAGCAUCUCCGGUGGCAUGUUGCCAUGGAGACCAGCCACCACAAACACUGCCAGACGCACAGUUGGUUGUGGUUGUUGCUGCACGCGACGCAGACGUCUUCGACACGACGCUCAAGCCGAACGCGUUGUUCCGGACCACGUACGUUGAGCCGUGGAUGCAAGUGUUCGAGCUGGGUCAUUACCUAGAGGAGUGCAUGCGCUGUAACCUGCGUCUUGUGGAGACACUGCUGGCAUUUGACAAGGUAGAUGCGCACCGUGAUGCUGUGUUAUCUACACUGAGAAGUCAAGUAGCGUGGGACGAUUUUGCAUCGAAAGACUUCUUCAAUCGUAGCCUGGGACAGCUUGAGUCUCUUCUCUCAGGACGUGCAAAGGAUGGAAAGAAGGAUGCCUCUGCCGAGACCGGGGAAGUCACACUCGCACCUGGCGCAACCGAACACAGGUUACUGAUGUACUCCAUGUGUAUACUGGACAAGAAGCUGACAUCCGAGCAAUUAACGGCCAAGUUGCAAGUGCCACUGUCCAUCACGAAUGUAAAGGAGCACCUCAAGCAACUGCGGACGGACUCACAGAAAGUCGAAGGUCUAGAGAGGCACAUUUCCAGCCACCUACGAGAGUCUUGCCUCACGUGUCUGGAAGUGAUGAGACUUGACGGGCUGCAGCUACCGGAGAUAGAAGAAGCGGGCAGUGAAGACGUGGAACGUGCACAGUCACUGCUCACACAGCACGGUGGGAAUAUUGCUGCAGUUGACCCAUCACACCUGCUGCUCAUGACUAUCACCGGUAGCAAACUGUACCGGUUGAACGUUGCAAGCAGUGAUGAUGAUUUUCUCGGAAUCUAUGCCAUCAGCAGAAAGGAAUAUGUGCGCGACUACAAUCAAGUUCAACGCAAGACAGUAUUGGACAACCGUGGCAAGAAGCUUGACAGUGGAGAUAUUGCCCUGUAUGAAGCAUCGAAGUUUGUCGAGGCAUUGCUACACGGUGGUGUAGAGGUGAUACAGAUGCUGUUCACCAAUGAUCUCCUGUACGAGAGCAAGCACUUCCAGUUCCUGAAAACACAUCGCAUGAAGCUGCUGUCGGAGAAGGUCAUCACCAACUACUGCGGCUACGUCGACAAGCACUUUGACUUCCUCAAGAAGCCGCAGAAGACGCCCAGCAAAGUCCUGUAUCAUAUCUAUCAUAAGCUUGGUGAGCUGGAGAGGCUGUGCCGUGGCGAGGGUCCUAAAGUACAGGUCGAUGGCGAGGAGAGAGACUUCAUCUUACGAAUUCGAACAGGACCUAUGGAGGGGGAAUUUGGCUACGAAGCACUGCUGCAGCGGGCGCACGAGAGGUUCGACGAGAUCAAAGCCGCGCUGAAGGCACGUACCGUGCGUCUCCCGGAGCUGGGCGACGUUCAAAUUCUCAGAGAAUGGCUACUGAGCAUCUAUGGCAUUCCAAAGGAAGUACUCCUGCAGAAGCCUCUUAUCGACACCACUGCUGAGCUGUAAGGAGAAAGUGCUGUUCUAGCUCUUUCAUGGACCGCCGGCAUCCAGGUCUACUAAUCUACUUCCGCGAUCAACUAUUUAGAACUGCUAAAUUCCUCUGGUGAUUGACCUCGUUUACAGCGGUCAUGGAUGUCUCAGUCGCCCACUAACCAAGCUGACAGCACGUGUUAGCAUACGAUCAGCGGUCACCUUUCUGAGAAACGAGAUCUCGACUAAUCGCCAGGCGAGAUCAAAUAUAUGUGUGCAUCCAACAGGACUUGGUUCUCGGCCCAUUACGUUCCGUGGCGCAAGAAACUGCAUAUUUAGUACACUGUAUAUACUUUGGGGGGACACUUGACUAGUUUUUUUGUCCUUAUCAAUUCGUUUAUAAAUAAUGGUGUACUAGCUGUGCUAGUACUUGUUAGCAACAAUCCGAACUAGCGCACACACUGCACUGCAUUGCUUUGUACUGCAUUCAAGACUGACGUCAUGCGCUUUGUUUUGCUGCGUAAUCACAAAUGGCACCAGCCCAUUUUGCGGAAAAGAAAAACAAAUCUUGCUUGCCCUGUUGUGCUCUUCCAGACAACGGAUCGUGCUUCAGCAGUGUUUCUUUUCCUUUCGUAGCUUUGCUGCCAGCCCGAGUGUCACCUCGACACUGUAUUUCUUCAGUAUGUCUGACCUAACUGUCGACACUGUCAAGGCAAUGCCUUGCCAAGCCCCCGCGGCGAGCCUUCUCAGCGCGGCUUGAAUCCGAAAGGAAACUUAGUAAAAGUAUUUUACAGGACCGUUUGCUGGCACAACUAGCCCUUGGUAGUGAGGUCUGCUCCGGCCAGGAGAACCAGCAACAUGACAGUGCGGACACGGCUCGCGAGCCCAGAAGCCCGACUUGCACCAAUGCCUCCUCCGCCAGCUCAGGUGACGCGGGCUCAACAUGGGAUCUGCGCUCCCGUAGAUCUACGUGACGAGGUGUAGUCGGCUUUGUCGGCCGCCAUUUUAUUAUUAUCGGAGAGCAUUGUGCCGCUCCUCACCCAAGGCCAAGGCAAUGCGGCUGCUGCCGUCACUACGCCAGGCCAAGCCCUUGUAACCCACCCGAUCAGCCACCUGCACCAGCUGUGCCCAAGGCUGUGCAAGAACGUAUCUUGCGAGGGGAGUUCGUAGAUUUUUCAAGUUGGUUGCCUGAAAUUCUUGCACACUUCCGGCCCAACAUUCCGGCUGGUGCACAGCCCGAAUAACGAUAGCCAGCUAAAUAUCGUUGAGUCGGAUGACCGUACGCGAAGCAGGUGCGUCGCAAGGUUCACGAUAAUUAUACAGUCAUGUAACUACCCGGCUCGAGGCAUGGACCACAUACAUGUCUGUUAUCACGGCUGCUGCCCUACACCGCACUGCUGAACUGCUGAACUGAUUGCGUACCAGCAGUUGAUCCUGACUGCUAACCGCCAGUUCUUCCCAAGCGCGUGGGUAGAGUACGACCGCCAGCUGCGGCUGCUCGUGGCCCAGUAACCAGGCACGAAGAGGUUGGACACCAUCGACGUGAACCUAUGGCAGAUAGCUGUCACAGGCCAUGCACACCCAAAAUGCGCUCAAUGUAAGACGGCCCAUCCAGGGGCGGUUUGUGUCCUUUUCGUCCCCAAGCCAGCAGCAUUUACCUCCAGUGGUCGCAACCAUACCAGCGACAGCCAAGAAAUCUGCCGCAACUUCAAUGGAGGUCGCUGUUCUUCGUCGUCGUGCCGCUUCUCCCACACCUGCAGCCAGUGUGGCAAGGACCACCCAUGCAUCAUGUGCAACCAGCAGCAGCGCGGAGCCAAUCGGCCACCCCGCCGCUCCUAGCAGAAUGGCUACUGAAUAGCUUGACUCGGUACGUAGCUUCUUCCCUAUACACUCUGCAGACACCACACUGCUAGCUGACCACUUUGCCCGCCUGUUACGUAACCACUCAUAUCAAUAAUGCGUUGCGUAUGUUCUCCAUGGGCUGCGCCGUGGCUUUACUCUUGGAUCUGCCGGCCAACACGACAUUUCGGUUUUCUCUAAUAAUCUACCCUUGGCUUUCACUCACUCGGCAUUUAUAUCCGAGCAAUUAGCUGCUUCCUGCGCCCGCAGCGAGACCACAGGCCCAUUUCCGUCACCUCCAUUUCAGUUCAUGCGCCGCUCUGGUAUUGGUGCCAUCCCCGAAAAGAACGGCAAGCUGCGAAUGAUCCACCAUCUGUCUAGUCCGGAAGGCACCGGCGCGAACGACAGCAUUCCUGCCGAGCCGCUCUCUCUGCACUACGCGAGCAUUGACAACGCGAUCAACAUCAUCAUGUCAUGCCCACAGCCUGUGUAUUUGUCCAAGCUCGAUGUACGCAGUGCAUUUCGGCAGAUCCCAGUCCGCCGUCAGGACUUCGCUGGGAAGGCUCCUACUACUACGAGCGCUUUCUGCCUUUCGGCCUCCGCUCCAGCCCAGCCGUCUUUGACUCAGUAGCCACAGCAGUCAACUGGAUCAUGCAGCACGAGUUUGCUAUAGAUCACCGGCUUCAUUACCUCGAUGACU
This is a messenger RNA of Sycon ciliatum, 4509 nucleotides long. RefSeq lists its product as uncharacterized. The coding region runs from base 303 to 2006 and encodes 567 amino acids. The transcript is spliced from 12 exons. Lineage: Eukaryota; Metazoa; Porifera; Calcarea; Leucosolenida; Sycettidae. The record is from RefSeq and is a predicted model, not a curated record.